Molecule: messenger RNA, 3348 nt
Organism: Lemur catta (Ring-tailed lemur)
Lineage: Eukaryota; Metazoa; Chordata; Mammalia; Primates; Lemuridae
Gene: KCNQ5
Product: potassium voltage-gated channel subfamily Q member 5
Exons: 14
Coding region: 110-2902 (930 amino acids)
Biological process (GO): potassium ion transport; transmembrane transport
Cellular component (GO): membrane
Molecular function (GO): voltage-gated potassium channel activity
Source: RefSeq, a predicted model, not a curated record
GGGCGCCCCGUCGGCUGCCGGCUUCCUCCUUGAAACCCGCUGGCGCUCAUGAGGCCGCUGCCCCCGCCGCAGGCACUGGCGCCCCCCUCGCGGUGCCCGUGGUGAUGCCAUGCCCCGCCACCACGCGGGAGGAGAGGAGGGCGGCGCCGCCGGGCUGUGGGUGAAGAGCGGCGCGGCGGCCGCGGCGGGUGGGGGGCGCCUGGGCAGCGGCAUGAAGGAUGUGGAGUCGGGCCGGGGCAGGGUGCUGCUGAACUCGGCGGCCGCCAGGGGCGACGGCCUGCUACUGCUGGGCACCCGCGCGGCUGCGCUCGGCGGCGGCGGCGGCCUGAGGGAGAGCCGCCGGGGCAAGCAGGGGGCCCGGAUGAGCCUGCUGGGGAAGCCGCUCUCCUACACGAGUAGCCAGAGCUGCCGGCGCAACGUCAAGUACCGGCGGGUGCAGAACUAUCUCUACAACGUGCUGGAGAGACCUCGAGGCUGGGCGUUCAUCUACCACGCGUUCGUUUUUCUCCUUGUCUUUGGUUGCUUGAUUUUGUCAGUGUUUUCUACCAUCCCUGAGCACACAAAACUGGCCUCAAGUUGCCUCUUGAUUCUGGAGUUCGUGAUGAUUGUCGUCUUUGGUUUGGAGUUCAUCAUUCGAAUCUGGUCUGCGGGUUGCUGUUGUCGGUAUAGAGGAUGGCAAGGAAGAUUGAGGUUUGCCCGAAAGCCCUUCUGUGUUAUAGAUACCAUUGUUCUUAUUGCUUCAAUAGCAGUUGUUUCUGCAAAAACUCAGGGUAAUAUUUUUGCCACGUCUGCACUCAGAAGUCUCCGUUUCCUACAGAUCCUCCGUAUGGUGCGCAUGGACCGAAGGGGAGGCACUUGGAAAUUACUGGGUUCAGUGGUUUAUGCUCACAGCAAGGAAUUAAUCACAGCUUGGUACAUAGGAUUUUUGGUUCUUAUUUUUUCAUCUUUCCUUGUCUACCUGGUGGAAAAGGAUGCCAAUAAAGAGUUUUCUACAUAUGCAGAUGCUCUCUGGUGGGGCACGAUUACAUUGACAACUAUUGGCUAUGGAGACAAAACUCCCUUGACUUGGCUGGGAAGAUUGCUUUCUGCGGGCUUUGCACUCCUUGGCAUUUCGUUCUUUGCACUUCCUGCCGGCAUUCUUGGCUCAGGCUUUGCAUUAAAAGUACAAGAACAGCAUCGCCAGAAACACUUUGAGAAAAGAAGAAACCCAGCCGCCAACCUCAUUCAGUGUGUCUGGCGUAGUUAUGCAGCUGAUGAGAAAUCUGUUUCCAUUGCAACCUGGAAGCCACACUUGAAGGCCUUGCACACCUGCAGCCCUACCAAGAAAGAACAAGGGGAAGCAUCAAGCAGUCAGAAGCUAAGUUUUAAAGAGCGAGUGCGCAUGGCCAGCCCGAGGGGCCAGAGUAUUAAGAGCCGGCAAGCCUCAGUAGGUGACAGGAGGUCCCCGAGCACCGACAUCACGGCUGAGGGCAGCCCCACCAAAGUGCAGAAGAGCUGGAGCUUCAACGACCGGACCCGCUUCCGGCCUUCACUGCGCCUCAAAAGUUCUCAGCCAAAACCAGUGAUAGACGCUGACACUGCACUUGGCACGGACGACGUAUAUGAUGAAAAAGGAUGCCAGUGUGAUGUAUCAGUGGAAGACCUCACUCCACCACUUAAAACUGUCAUUCGCGCUAUCAGAAUUAUGAAAUUUCAUGUUGCAAAACGGAAGUUUAAGGAAACAUUACGCCCAUAUGAUGUAAAAGACGUCAUCGAACAAUAUUCUGCUGGUCAUCUGGACAUGUUGUGUAGAAUUAAAAGCCUUCAAACACGUGUUGAUCAAAUUCUUGGAAAAGGGCAAAUCACAUCAGAUAAGAAAAGCCGAGAGAAAAUAAUGGCAGAACAUGAGACCACAGAUGACCUCAGUAUGCUCGGCCGGGUGGUCAAGGUUGAAAAACAGGUACAGUCCAUCGAGUCCAAGCUGGACUGCCUACUCGACAUCUAUCAACAGGUCCUCCGGAAAGGCUCUGCCUCCGCCCUCACUUUGGCUUCAUUCCAGAUCCCACCUUUUGAAUGUGAACAGACAUCUGACUAUCAAAGCCCUGUGGAUAGCAAAGACCUGUCCAGUUCCGCACAAAACAGUGGCUGCUUAUCCAGAUCGGCUAGUGCCAACAUCUCGAGAGGCCUGCAGUUCAUUCUGACGCCAAAUGAGUUCAGUGCUCAGACUUUCUAUGCGCUUAGCCCUACUAUGCAUAGUCAAGCAACACAGGUGCCAAUGAGUCAAAGCGAUGGCUCUGCAGUGGUGGCCACCAACAACAUUGCAAACCAAAUAACCACGGCGCCCAAGCCAGCAGCCCCAACAACUUUACAGAUCCCACCUCCUCUCCCGGCCAUCAAGCAUCUGCCUAGGCCAGAGACCCUGCACCCAAACCCCACAGGCUUACAGGAAAGCAUUUCUGACGUCACCACCUGCCUUGUUGCCUCCAAGGAAAACGUUCAGGUUGCACAGUCAAAUCUGACCAAGGACCGUUCGCUGAGGAAAAGCUUUGACAUGGGAGGAGAAACUCUGUUGUCUGUCCGCCCCAUGGUGCCGAAGGACUUGGGCAAAUCUUUGUCUGUACAAAACCUGAUCAGGUCGACUGAGGAGCUGAAUAUACAGCUUUCAGGGAGUGAGUCGAGUGGCUCCAGAGGCAGCCAAGAUUUUUACCCCAAAUGGAGGGAAUCCAAAUUGUUCAUAACUGAUGAAGAGGUGGGUCCCGAAGAGACAGAGACAGACACUUUUGAUGCCGCGCCGCAGCCUGCCAGGGAAGCUGCUUUUGCGUCAGACUCUCUAAGGACUGGAAGAUCACCGUCAUCUCAGAGCAUUUGUAAGGCAGGAGAAAGUACAGAUGCCCUCAGCUUGCCUCAUGUCAAACUGAAAUAAGUUCUUUGUUUCUUUCCAGGCAUAGCAGUUCCUUUAGCCAUACAUAUCAUUGCAUGAACUACUUUGAAAGCCCUUCUAAAAAGUUGAAAUUGCAAGAAUCAGGAAGAAUAUGAAAGGCAGUUUAUAAGCCCGUAAUCUUUUAAUUGCAUGAAAAUGCAUGUUUAGGGAUGGCUGAAAUUCCAAGGUGCAUCGACAUUUACCCAUUCACUUAGUAAUGUACCUUGAGUUAAAAAGCCUGAGAAACCAAACACAGCUAAUGCUAUGGGGUGUAUGAAUAUGUCAAGAUUAGGUCAUUUAGGAGAUUUGACGCUGUAAUUUCAAAAUUUCGGGAGUAAACACCUUCAAAUUUCAGGCAUUUCUGCUUUGUGACUAAAUACAAAAUACAUUUUCAAAAUUAGGCCAUAAUGUAUAUUUAAACACAAUGGCUAUCAACAGCUGCUAACAAG